Messenger RNA from Oreochromis niloticus (Nile tilapia), 1635 nucleotides. Its product is annotated as zinc finger BED domain-containing protein 1. Gene Ontology annotation, molecular function: protein dimerization activity. The coding region runs from base 62 to 1156 and encodes 364 amino acids. The transcript has 3 exons. Lineage: Eukaryota; Metazoa; Chordata; Actinopteri; Cichliformes; Cichlidae. The record is from RefSeq and is a predicted model, not a curated record.
UGCGUGUUGGGAUCUCCCUGAAGACAACCUUGUCUGCAUAACGACGGACAACGCGUCAAAUAUGGUGAAAGCAGCACAGCUGAACGAAUGGACCAGGCUCCAGUGUUUCGGACACAGAUUACAUCUUGCUAUUGAAAAUGCAAUCAAAGAUGAUAGAGUAUCAAGAGCAAUUGGGCUGUGCAAGAAGUUGGUGGGGCACUUCUCACACAGUUGGAAGAAAAAGGCAGCACUCACUGAGGCACAGAAGGAGCUUAAGCUUCCUGAGCACUCUCUCAUUACUGAGUGCCCUACAAGAUGGGGGUCCAAAGAGAAAAUGAUUGCCAGAGUGCUGGAACAGAUGAAAGCCAUAUCGCAGGUAUUGACAGGUGACCGACAUGCACGCUCCCUCAUCCCAACCUGGCAGGAUGCUGAAGUGUUGGAGUCCAUUCAUAAGGCACUGCAUCCUCUCUCCGAAUUUACUGAUGCUCUUUCUGGAGAAGAGUAUGUGAGCAUCUCCUACCUCAAGCCAGUUCUCCAUCUUCUGGCAACAUCAGUCUUGGCUGAAGAUGCUGAGGACACUGAUCUGACUAGAUCAAUUAAAACCAAGGUCCUGGCAUACCUCAACGACAAGUAUAGUGACCUCAACACCCAGGAGCUUUUGGAUGUUGCGUCGUUCAUGGACCCUAGGUUCAAAACGCAAUACAUCAGCGCAGACAACCUUCCUGCCAUUAAGGCCCGACUGAAGACAGAAAUGGUGGAAUCGGCUAGACGUACACAUAAUCAGGAGAAGAGGUCUCGCACUGAAACUGCUCAAAAUUCUCCAAGUGCACAGGCCUCUGGGGGAAAGGCAAAGAAGACUCUUGGUAGUCUUUUUAAAACCAGUGCGGCCUCUUCAGCUUUGCCUCUGCCACUUGAAGAUGUUGUGGAGGCAGAGUUGAAUAGUUACCUGUUGACCCCAGUCAUUGACGGAGAGGAUGAUCCCUUAGCCUGGUGGAAGGUGCACAACAUUCACUUUCCACGACUGUGCAAGAUGGCCCGCAAAUAUCUGUGUGUGCCAGCCACAAGUGCCCCCUCAGAGCGUCUGUUCAGCACUGGAGGGAAUAUAGUGACCUGCACUCGCUCAUCCUUAAAGCCAGCAAAAGUAGAUAUGCUGGUCUUCCUAGCAAAAAACCUGUGAGCUAGGAUGAUUAUGGCUAGCUGAGCCAUACUCAUUGUGCACUUUAGUUUGUGCUGUGUUGCUGUUACUUACUGCAGAUAAUCAAGAUGUUCAGCCAGUUUUAAUUUAAAGGCGUGUUUGUGUGUGUGUUUAUACAAUUGCUAUUAUGUUUGCACUUUAUGUGUAAUGUUACUGACUGCAGAGAUCAGUAAGAUGUGUGUAUUUUUUAUUUAUUAGUUUUAUUUAUUUAAUAUUAUUUUUUAAUUUAAUGACUGUCUAGUAGUUCACAGAUGUCGAAAAACUGAGUGUGGUAAAGCCACUGAUUUUUUUAUGUAUAUUUCUGCAAUCUGCACAUUGUACUGACUUUCAUUUUAAUGUUUACACCAGGGUUCCUUGUCAGCACUUUAUGCUCAGAUGUUUGUAAGCUAAAAAUAAACUAUUGUGUAUGUUCAAAUAUACUGUUGUGAUUGAAGAAGUUAAAUAAAAAUGUCAGUCAUCAA